Lachancea thermotolerans CBS 6340 is the source of this 897-nucleotide messenger RNA. RefSeq names its product Gld1p (gene GLD1). The coding region runs from base 1 to 897 and encodes 298 amino acids. The transcript has a single exon. Lineage: Eukaryota; Fungi; Ascomycota; Saccharomycetes; Saccharomycetales; Saccharomycetaceae. The record is from RefSeq and is a predicted model, not a curated record.
AUGCCCCAUCAACUAAUACCCGAAGUAUAUAAGCGAAGGAGAAAGCAACUUCAAGAUGAUUUGGUUAAUCAAGUCAGCUUCUUGGGUUAUGCAGUUAUUGUUUUGCACUACUUAAAGUUUGGGUCCUCAACAUUGACGCUCAUAUUGAGGCUUUGCAUUCAGUCUUUACUCACCAGCCCUUAUCCUUCUGAAUUUCAAUUAAGGCGGCUUACUUUUUCUGCCCAAAGCAGGACAAUUCCAGGGCUCAGAAGGGAUAAUGGCGCCAGUGUGCCACAGACAAUUAACCGCAGCGGCACGCGAAUCCCUGGAACAUUCACCCCCUCCGAUCAACCAGCCAUUGAGCAUGAGACAGAAGUUGAGACCGAAGACAUAUCUGAUAGGCUGCGCCAUAACAUACGAUGGAUUCUUUUCCAUUGUUCCUUUACAGUCAAUUUCAUCCUGAUUAUGCUGUCUAUCAUUUGGCCAAUCGAUUUCCAGGCAAAAGUUGGGGAGUACAGAUUGAACGAAAAAGGCCUUAGUGACGUGCCGUCUCCCUUCAACAAUCAUAACGGCUUAGUAGGCGGUGAGCUUAGAGGCCGAAUAUUCAUUCAGUUCAUCGGCGAACGAGUGUCAUCCAGCAACUUUCGAGAAAAUCUUGGUUUACUCUUUUUGGAAGUGCUUAUAUUUAUCUGUCAGUUUGGCCUUUAUCUUUUGACGUGUUAUAACCUGGCCAAACCGCCUAUAGAUGCUUUCACGUCAGAAGACUCCGAUGCUGUUAGAGAAAAUGACAUUGAAUAUGGGGGCUACGGCGGAAAUGUGCUGGCAACUACCGUCGACCCUAUGAAAGUGUUUGACCACAUCCUGCAAGAAAGGUAUGCCCGGCCUUUUUCUCGCCCAACAGGCAGUGAAGCUGUUUGA